Pocillopora verrucosa is the source of this 2374-nucleotide messenger RNA. RefSeq names its product peptidyl-prolyl cis-trans isomerase FKBP8-like. Gene Ontology annotation, biological process: negative regulation of apoptotic process; protein folding. Gene Ontology annotation, cellular component: endomembrane system; membrane; cytosol. Gene Ontology annotation, molecular function: protein folding chaperone; peptidyl-prolyl cis-trans isomerase activity; protein binding. The record is from RefSeq and is a predicted model, not a curated record. Lineage: Eukaryota; Metazoa; Cnidaria; Anthozoa; Scleractinia; Pocilloporidae.
AUGGCGAAUUUCGAUAUAGAUGAAUCACUUCCGACUAGAGACUCCCACUUGCACGAAGUUAUGACUUCUCAAGGAGAAAUUAAUUUAAUAAAGACUUUUGGGGCUGAAGAUGUUCACGGCUCUGAAGAUAGCAAGGAAUUUGUGGCUGAGAACAACGAUGGAGAGCAAAAACCGGCUGUUCACAGAACUUUGGAAAAUGGGACAAACACUUCAGAUUCAACAGAUAGAACUGAAGUGAGCGAAAAGAGCAGUGAGAAUAUGAAUGAAUUAAGAACGAUACAUCAAAGCGCUUCAGAAACACCGAAUCUCGAUUCAUUGGAACCUGGAGAACAGGAAAAAGUGCUUGAUAAUAAUGUUGAAAAGAAAGAGAACUCUCCAAAUGAAACAAAUCAAGCAGAAGCUGAGGUUUCACUAUCCCCAGCUGAAACUAACAGCAGCUCCAAGAGUAUUCAGGAAACUUCAACUGCUGAUCAUGAAAGUGGCAGUCACAGGUCUCCAAAUAGGGAGAGUAAGGCUGAGUAUAGGAAGAUCAAAAGUGAAGUGACAGGAGAAGCAGAAACGUCCGAAAGCGAAGGAGAAGAAAAGGAUAUAAAGACUAAUGAUCAAACGGAAGAUACUUGGAUGGAUAUACUGGGCAAUGGGCUGCUUAAGAAAAGGGUGUUGCGUGAAGGGAAGGGUCAGGAUACACGACCAGACAAAGGGCAACGAGUUAUGAUACAGUCAGCUGGACGUACAGAGGAUGGGACAGCUGUUGACUGGAAUAGCAAUUUGGAAUUCAUUCUUGGAGAAGGAGAUGUUAUCCAAGCCUUUGACAUAGGAAUAUCCCUGAUGGAGUUGGAUGAGGUGUGUGAACUUGUUACAGAUGCAAGAUAUGCUUAUGGAAAAGCAGGAAAGCCUGAUGCAAAACCUCCUAUCCCUCCUGAUGCUAAAAUUACAUAUGAAAUACAACUGUUGUCAGUCCGAGAUGGUCCUAAUAUUAAUAACAUGAGUGAUGAAGAGAGAAUCUCCAUUGGGGAGAAAAAGAGAGAAAUGGGAAAUGAUUUGUACACUGGAGGUGACUAUGCUGGGGCAAUCAACAGUUAUCAAAGAGCCAUAAAAUAUUUAGGAUCAUCUACAUCUGAGGAAGUACAAAACUUGAGAAUGAAAUGUUGGAAUAACAUGGCUGCUGCCCAGCUUAAGAUAAAGGCGUACUCUGCGGCAGAGAAAUCUUGUUCUCAGGUAUUACAAGUUGAUCCUGACAAUGUAAAGGCUCUCUUCAGGAAAGGGAAGGUUUUAGCAGCCAGUGGAGAUACAGGCCAAGCCAUAGGGUUUAUUAAGAAAGCAGAUCAGCUGGAUCCAAGUAAUUCAACAAUAAGAAAAGAACUCAAUCGACUGCGACAACUACUGGCUUCGGAAAAAGAAAGCGAAAGAACUAUGUAUCGACGAAUGGUAGGAGACCUAACCAGAAGAGGUAGUAAGAAAAAUAACCGGUCGUUUCUCGGAUGGCCGCUCGUGUUCGGAGCCACGGUUGUUGCUCUUGGAGGAAUUCUUAUGGCUAUUUACCUAACCAAGCAUUGAGGGAUUGCGUUACAAGUCUUCAAAUAUUAUGUUUUAAGUUUAAUUGUUGUCAGUUGAGUCAAAUGGGGUAGUAAGUAGUCGGCCAUGUUUUGAGUCCCGCUGCUUUUACACCGUCAGUAGAUUUGGAGGCGCCAUAUGUUUGUCAAUCCCCUUGAGACGUGUCACCAUGUUAUGUAACGUAAGAUACAGCUAUGGAUGAAAUUAGUUAUCCCCAGAUUCUGCGUACGACUUAAAGGUGUGACGUCAUCAGAGUCCAGGUUAUUUCCGGAAGAGAAAACUCCGCUUAAAUUGACUAAAACCCUAAAAUUAAGAAUCGCAAAGAAAAAUGAACAUCGCCGAGUGGAAAGUAUACCAAAAAGGAACAAGAGCGAGGGAGGUUUGAAAAGAUAAGCACGGAUUGGAACUAAUGAUUUUUUAAAGAUACGUAAGACUUGACUUAGCUCCUUGAAUUACUUUGUACGCUUCCCCAGAAACCUGCAGUUAUGUUGUAGUUUUGAGAAGAUUAAUCCUUUAACUCCUAAGAUCUGAAUGUUAACUCUCUCCCGUAGCUGCUACACAUUUCCUUGUAAAUUAGUUAUUAGAACUACUACCUGAUUAGAUUUAGUAUUCUCAUUACCUAUUGUUGGGUAAUGCUUGAAUAAUGUAGGGAGACGUUACUUGUUGAUCACUUUUGGGAGUUAAAGAGUUAAUGCAAAAGUCGUGGACUCCAUGAUUGUGGCUGAUAAAUUGAUGUCACCAUUGAACAAGGCAGAUUAUGAAUGCGUGUCUCCCUGUGAGCGUGUGACUUUGUUAAAACAUGUUAAAAAAUAAAAUGAUU